UAUGCGGUAUCUUUUGAAUGCGACUGUUCAAGACGUUUUGUUCGCUGUGAUCGCAAGAAAUCUCGCUCUGUAGCUCCUCUCUAACAGUCGUAAUUUCACCCUCAGCACGGGUACACAAUGUGCUUGGGUUCGACGCGUUUUUGUCGCUGAUAUUUCUAAUUUUUACGACGCCAAAUGGUGAAUGUACUUGAAAAUGGUAUCCCUAGAAACUUCUGGCUCCGAAGGCCUUUCGUCAAAGAAUAUUUUCAUUGGAGCAGCACUAGCAAUUACUGGAAAUCUCCUUAUCAGCAUUUCAAUGAAUAUACAGAAAUAUUCCCAUUUGCGCCAAGCAGAAGAGAAAAGUGAAACACACUAUUUGAAGAGUAAAAUAUGGUGGGUUGGUCUUAUUUUAAUGGUUCUUGGAGAAAUUGGAAACUUCUCAGCUUAUGGCUUCUCACCAGCAUCACUUGUGGCUCCACUUGGAACUACCACUGUAAUAGCUAAUGCCAUCAUUGCUGUUGUUUUUCUGAGGGAAAGAGUGCGAUACCAAGAUGUUUUUGGUGUUACCCUUGCAAUUGUUGGUGCCUUUUUGCUCAUAACAUUUUCAACCAAGGAGUUUUCAGAAUUGACUGGACAAGAAUUGGCAUCCUAUUUGCGUCAGUGGCCUUUCCUUGUCUAUCUGGCACUGGAAGUUGCUCUGUUUUGUAUUCUACUCAUUGCUCAAUGGCGUUAUGACUUGGAAAAUGUGGUAGUCUUCCUACUCCUGGUAGCAUUGUUAGGUUCUUUGACUGUAAUAUCGGCAAAAGCUGUAUCAUCCAUGAUAAACAUAACACUGGGUGGAAACAGUCAGUUGGGGCAUCCUUUGUUUUACGUCAUGCUUAUUGUCAUGAUUACCACAGCUAUCGCACAAGUCAAAUUUCUCAACAGAGCCAUGCAGUCUUUUGAUGCGACUGUUGUAGUUCCCACCAACUUUGUUUUAUUUACAAUUAGUGCUAUCAUAAGUGGUAUUGUUUUGUAUAAAGAAUUUUAUGGUCUUACAUUUCUGGAAAUAUUUAUGUUUCUUUUUGGGUGCAUUUUGUCGUUUAUCGGUGUUUAUUACAUCACCUCAGACCGAAAACAAGAGGAGUCAGACGAGCAGCUACUUCUUACAAAUGCUGACCUGUUCCCUGGAUUCUUGUCACUUUCCUCAUCGAAGUUGAUUGCAGUACAACCCAACAACAUGCUAACAGCCUCUCAUGUGGAGUAUCCCAUGCUCCCUAGCAAGCCAACUUAUGAAUCAACUGCUGAUGCAGAACAACAAGUGGAAGGAGGGACAUAACCUGUUACAACCUGAACAUUAAUUUCUUGCACAAAUAGUACUUUUGGAAUGAACUAUUAACAUGACGUUUUUGAUUCUGUCUUCCAAAUG
Molecule: messenger RNA, 1387 nt
Organism: Pocillopora verrucosa
Lineage: Eukaryota; Metazoa; Cnidaria; Anthozoa; Scleractinia; Pocilloporidae
Product: NIPA-like protein 2
Biological process (GO): magnesium ion transport
Cellular component (GO): membrane
Molecular function (GO): magnesium ion transmembrane transporter activity
Source: RefSeq, a predicted model, not a curated record